UAAGAAACGCUUUGACAUUCUCGCACAUUUCAGUGCACAACCUGCCGCGGCGCUGAACACCGCGUCGUCGUCCUCUGUCGUGUGUCGCUGUCGCCAGCUUUCCACCAUGCGCGGCAACGUAAAGAAGAACUUUGUGAUGGUAGUGAGCAUUGCCGUACUGCUGGUGUAUCUAUUUCUGACCCUGUUCUACAACGGUGGACGCGGACGGUACGACAACGUGUUGAAGCGGCUAGCACUGCGGGACAGGAGCAACGUCAGUGAAGGUUUACAACCUGUGGAAGAAAUCAAUACCACCACUAUUGCAGCCACUCCAGAUGGUACACCGGUGUUUAAGUACGUCUACACAACGCUGGGAUUAGAUCCACGUUUUCCGGUGCCACCGGGUGAUAUGGGAGUUUCGGUGGAGAUCGACACUAACGACACCGACGUGACAGAUCUGGUGAAUCAAGGAAUGAUACAUCAAGGGCUGAAUCAGUUCUCUUCCGAUCUGAUGUCCGUACGGAGACGGCUGCCGGAAAUUCGUGACCCCUGGUGCCGCGAACCGGGUCGCUAUCGUGCCGAUCUACCCUCCACCUCGAUUGUCAUCGUGUUCUACAAUGAAGCGUGGUCAGUGUUGGUACGCACGGUGCACUCCAUUCUCGACCGAUCGCCUCCGAAUCUAGUGAGCGAAAUAGUGCUCGUGGAUGAUUUCAGCUUUAUGCCUCAUUUGAAAGCCCAACUAGAGGAGUACUUUGCCACCAACCCGAAAGUCCGAAUCGUACGUGCUCCAAAGCGACUUGGAUUAAUCAGAGCCCGCAUGCUUGGUGGAAAGAGUACAAAGACCGAUUUGAUUACGUUCCUUGACGCGCACGUUGAAGUGACUGUGGGAUGGCUGGAGGCACUGAUACAGCCCGUUGUAGAGAGCUGGACCACGAUCGCGAUCCCAACGAUCGAUUGGAUCGAUGAGAACAACAUGAAGUAUCGCGAUGACAAGGCUCCCACCUUUGUCGGUGCAUACGAUUGGGAUCUCAACUUUGGCUGGUGGGGUCGAUGGUCUCAAAAAAAGCAGAACGAGAACAAGAUGGAACCGUUCGAUACGCCUGCCAUGGCUGGAGGAUUGUUCGCGAUCAAUAGGACGUUCUUCGAGCGCAUUGGAUGGUACGACGAUGGCUUCGACAUCUAUGGUAUCGAGAACAUUGAACUUUCCGUUAAGAGUUGGAUGUGUGGAGGGAAGAUGGUCACAGUUCCUUGUUCUCGAGUAGGGCACAUCCAGAAGACGGGCCACCCAUAUCUUAACAAACAACCGAAAGACGUUGUGCGUGCGAACUCGAUCCGGCUGGCCGAGGUGUGGAUGGACGAGUACAAAAGGAUCAUUUUCGACAUCUACGGCAUACCGCAUUACUUGGAGGAGGAGUUCGGCUCAGUGGCCACACGAAAAGCCAUCCGGGAGAGUGCCAAAUGUAAGCCGUUCAGCUACUACCUCGAGAACGCAUUCCCUGAGAUGCACAACCCCCUGGUGCCUGGUGCUUUCCGCGGAGAAGUUCACAACAUGGCUCUGGGCAAUGGUAGCUGUUUGACGUACCGUACCCGAGACCACUUCCUCGGGAUGGCACCGUGCGAUCAUCUGGAGAAGGAUCAGUAUUGGACCCACAACUACUACCAGGAGCUGAAUAGCUACCGGAACUGUAUCGAUGCCGUCGGAACGGUCGUGGAGGUGUACCAGUGCCAUCGAAGCCGUGGCAACCAGGCCUGGAAGGUGUUGGUGGAAAGUCAACAGAUUCUGAGCGUUGCGCGGAACCUCUGUUUAGCUUUGAAUCUGCAAACAAAAACGACCCUUCUGUUGGAGAAAUGUGACGCCACGAAACCGAGUCAACAGUGGAACGUUUCAUACAUCGAGCUGGAUGUUUCAAUGCUUAGGGAACAUUAACCGAGAAGACUCGAUUUGAUUGUUGUUUAGUUUCUAACUCUCCUCUGCGGCUCCGUUCCGUGGAAACAGUGUCAUAUUGUAUCGAUUCAGAUUGUAUUGGUGAUUUAAAGGAACUCUCUCUCUCUCUCUCCUUCCUGGAAUCAGACGCAAAUCGUUCUGCUUAACGGCACAAAGCUGCUAUUAUACUCGAAAUACAUCUGGUCUCAUAACAAACUCCUUCUGCGUGGUACGCAGAUCGUCAAAUUUACUUCUCCAGGAACCGGGUUUCUAUACUUCAUCUGCGUCAAUGAGCUGGCCAUCGACCGCUUGGAGGCGGUUUGCAUUUGUGAUCGUUUUAGUGUUGAUGUUGAGUGUCAAUGUACUAUUUUUCCAAUACAACGAUGAGGUAAAAAAGCACAUCAACGUGUGGAAUUUGAAAUUAGUUGGUAGUGUUAAGAGUAUCACCAUUAGAUCGCACAUUACAUCACAAUAUCUACCGGGACAUUUAGGUGAAUCGGUAAAAUGGGAUCAAUCUGAUCGAGAGAUCACCGGAUUUGUGGAAACAAGUAUCAAGCAAUACGGUUUCAAUGAGUAUGCAUCGUCGCUUAUAGCAACGAAACGGGUCUUGCCCGACCUGCGACAUCCGGAAUGUGUUACUAAUGUGCGAAGCAAUCGCACCCUGCCAAAGACAUCCAUCGUGAUCGUGUUCUACAAUGAACCGUGGUCUGUUCUGCUACGAACGGUUCACUCUGUCUUGGACAACUCACCUUCAGAUCUUGUCGAGGAAGUGUUACUCGUUGACGACUGUUCUUAUCUACCUUUCUUGAAAACUGCACUAGAGGAGUACUUCAAAACGUAUAACAACGUUCGCAUUCUACGAGCUCCCGAGCGGCUGGGACUGAUCAACGCAAGAAUAUUCGGCAAUAAGCAUAGUACCUCUCCGGUAGUGACCUUUUUAGAUGCACAUGUUGAGUGUACGAAGGGAUGGUUGGAACCUUUGUUGGAGCAGAUCGCGGAGAAUGAGCAGACAAUCUCCGUUCCACUGAUCGAUCGUAUCGAUCAUCUCGAUAUGCAUCUUAUCACAAAUGUGUCUUCCGAUCUGUUUGGAGCUUUUGAGUGGGAUCUCAACUUCGGCUGGUGGCAUCGUUCCACCUUUCCCCGUCGGCAAAGUCAGCGGGCUAGCGAACCGUUCGAAGUGCCAGCAAUGGCUGGAGGGAUAUUUUCGAUUGCCAGACGUUUCUUUCAACGGCUCGGAUGGUACGACGACCAGUUUCGGGUGUAUGGAAUGGAAAAUGCGGAGCUGUCAAUCAAGUGCUGGUUGUGUGGGGGAAGGAUACUAACGGUGCCCUGCUCUCAUGUGGCACACAUCCGCAAAAGCGCCCAUCCGUUCAUUGACAACGGGCAUCAGAAUGUGACGUUUGUGAACUCGAUUCGUGUGGCGGAGGUUUGGAUGGAUGAGUACAAGCAGAUUGUGUUUGAUGUCAACGGCAUACCGGGCUAUUCGGAGGAUUUGUUUGGAUCCGUGUCGGAUCGUAAUACAUUGCGAGCAAGUGCUGGUUGUAAAUCGUUUAAGUACUACUUGGAGCGAGCCUACCCAGAAAUGCCCUAUCCAAUUGUACCGGGACAGUUUCGUGGUGAGAUUCACAAUGCUGCACUGGGAAAUGAAACGUGCCUAGCAGUGCGAACAUCAGCAACUUCAACGAUCGGUAUGAUACCGUGUGAUAAGCGUAACCAAACACAAUACUGGGUGCACAACUUUUACCAAGAGCUCAACAGCUACAAGCGUUGUAUCGAUGCUGGAUCUUCAGGAACUGACGUUACUAUAGUUGCCUGCCAUCGGAUGCGUGGUGCUCAAUCGUGGAGCUACGACACAGAGCGGUUGCAAAUAAAAAGCCUCUCCCGAGAGCUGUGUCUUGCGGUUGAUCUGGCAUCUAACGAUGGUUUAGUGAAACUAGAACCUUGCGACGAGCGUAAACUCACACAACAGUGGAAUGUUACCUUGACAGAGUACCCGUUUUGGCAGCCAUAAACCGGAUACAAUCGGAAUAAAGAGAUGUUUCACAAGAGUUCAAUAUAAAGGGAUCUUUUUGUAUUCACUA
This is a messenger RNA of Anopheles arabiensis, 3984 nucleotides long. RefSeq names its product putative polypeptide N-acetylgalactosaminyltransferase 9. The transcript is spliced from 5 exons. The coding region runs from base 107 to 1906 and encodes 599 amino acids. The record is from RefSeq and is a predicted model, not a curated record. Gene Ontology annotation, cellular component: Golgi apparatus. NCBI's taxonomy places the organism in Eukaryota, Metazoa, Arthropoda, Insecta, Diptera, Culicidae.